AUGAAGUUGAACAUUGCCAACCCAGCCACCGGCUGCCAAAAAUUGAUUGAAAUCGAAGACGAACGUCGUCUCCGUGGUUUCUACGAUAAGCGUAUGGCCCAAGAGGUCUCUGGUGAUUCUCUCGGUGAUGAAUUCAAGGGUUAUGUUUUCCGUAUUUCUGGUGGUAACGAUAAGCAAGGUUUCCCCAUGAAGCAAGGUGUCCUUUUGCCCCACCGUGUUCGUCUCUUGUUGUCCAAGGGUCACUCUUGUUAUCGUCCUCGCCGUACUGGUGAACGUAAGAGAAAGUCCGUUCGUGGUUGUAUCGUUGGUUCUGACCUCUCUGUCUUGUCUCUUGUUGUCGUUAAGCAAGGUGAGCAAGAUAUUCCCGGUUUGACUGAUAUUACCGUUCCUAAGCGUCUCGGUCCCAAGCGUGCUUCCAAGAUCAGAAAGUUCUUUAACUUGACCAAGGAAGAUGAUGUCCGCAAGUAUGUCAUUCGCCGUGAAGUUCAACCCAAGGCUGAGGGUAAGAAGGCUUACACCAAGGCUCCUAAGAUCCAACGUCUUGUCACUCCUCUUACUCUUCAACGUAAGAGACACAGACAAGCUCUUAAGCGCAGAAGAGCUGAGGCUUCUCGUGAGGCUGAGUCCGAGUACAAGCAAUUGCUCGCCAAGCGUGUCAAGGAAUCCAAGCAAGAGAAGAUUGAACGUCGUCGUACUUCUUCCAUGCAAAAGUCUGCUUCCGCUUAA
This is a messenger RNA of Mucor velutinosus, 726 nucleotides long. RefSeq lists its product as uncharacterized. Bases 1 to 726 code for a protein of 241 amino acids. Lineage: Eukaryota; Fungi; Mucoromycota; Mucoromycetes; Mucorales; Mucoraceae. The record is from RefSeq and is a predicted model, not a curated record. Gene Ontology annotation, biological process: translation. Gene Ontology annotation, cellular component: ribosome. The transcript has 4 exons. Gene Ontology annotation, molecular function: structural constituent of ribosome.